CGCAGCACGUAUGCACGCGCUCCGGCCCCUCCGAGUUCCGAGGACAGCAGCACACACCACGUGUCGCCACGGCCCGCAACGUGUCCUCGUACGUGUCACUUCGUUCCUCUUCUCGCUUCCAGCUGCAUGCUUAUAUGAGCAGCGCUCGGUCUCAUCCCCUUCCUCCAAUUCCAGCAAAACUCACACAGAUCGGCCCCAAGAACCCAUCACUGCAAACUGAUCCAAGCUACAGAGUUCUUCGUUUUGUUUCUCUUGUUUUGGUGAUUUUUGUUUCGUCGAUAGCGCGCGUGAGGGGAGAGUAACAUCUAUGUCCAGACUGAUGGCCGCCAUGCUGGUCGGAGGCGCGCGCGCCGCCAGCGCCGCCGCGCUCACCGGCUCCGCCGCCGCCAAGCAGGCUCUUCCAUGCAGACCCGGCUUCCUUGUUGCCCGGCCACAGGGUGCGAGCUGGAGCCCCCUCUGCUUGCAGACCGCCCCGAGAUCUUCUCAGGCGUAUAACAACGCGCCGGAGGAGCGGAGGGGGGAGAUCAAGGACAAGUACAAGAGCGCGGCGGAGCAAGCCAGGGACGCCACGGGCGACGCCAAGGAGAGCGCCAAGGGGAUGGCCAGGGACGCCAAGGACACGGCGCAGGAGAAGAGCGGCCGCGCCAUGGACGAGACCAAGGACAUGGCCGGGGACGCCGCAGAGAAGGCGUCGCGCAUGACGGAGAAGGCGAAGCGCGAGACCAAGGAGACCGCGCACGAGGCGGCCGACAAGGCCGCGGACAUGAAGGACAGGGCGAAGGAGACGGCGGGCGCGGCGGCGGAGAAGACGAGGGAGACUGCGGGCGCGGCGGCGGAGAAGACGAAGGAGACGGCGGGGUAUGCGGCGCAGAAGACCAAGGAGACGGCGGAGGGCGCCAUGGAAGGAACAAAGCACGCGCGCGAGAAGGCGGCGGAGAAGACGAAGGAGACGGCGGAGGGCGCCAUGGAAGGGACGAAGCACGCGGGGGAGAAGGCGGCGGAGAUGACGAGGGAGGGGGCCAGCAAGGUGGCGGAGACGGCGCAGGCGCUGAGCGACGCGGCGAAGCGGGCGGCGCAGGACGCGUGGGGCGCCACCAAGGAGGCGGCGCAGGGGGUCAAGGACAAGGUCGCGGACGCCACGACCACGGUGGACCGGGACCAGGAGCGCUCGACGUGGGAGGACGUCGAGGCUGCCACCAAGGAGAGGAACGACAGGAUCGCGCAGGAGGAGCGCAAGAGGCAGGCCAGGGAGAAGGGCGCCGGCUUGCCGUAGACGGAAUCUGGCUGCUCCGCUGCUGGUCGGCACGCUUGCAUAGCUGCAUUUGCUUCCGCUUUGUAAUAGCUGAACUCUCUGUUUGAGCUGAAAUUUUAGUUUCUACGUGUUGAAUAAUGCUGGGCCAAACGGAUGAUGUGUGAGACUGUAAUGUAUGAUCUCCGAAAUGCACGUACAUCUAGCGAUGGGAACGGUAAUUAUUUUCUGAAAUGUCUGGAUUUGGGUUCA
Messenger RNA from Brachypodium distachyon (stiff brome), 1501 nucleotides. Its product is annotated as late embryogenesis abundant protein, group 3. The coding region runs from base 308 to 1273 and encodes 321 amino acids. Lineage: Eukaryota; Viridiplantae; Streptophyta; Magnoliopsida; Poales; Poaceae. The transcript is spliced from 2 exons. The record is from RefSeq and is a predicted model, not a curated record.